CCCCCUUGUGCGCGGUCUACAGGUAGUCAGGUACAGUACCUGCAGGUCAACUCACUAGUUUGUGCAACAUCAUGAUGGAACAACUAUAGAACCCCACCGGCACUGCCACGACGGUGAUGAGGAUGAGCAUGAUGAGCACGAGCACGAGCAUGAGCAUGAACAGGUACAAGUUGUAGGGAGAUAUCCAUCUUGAGCUGUACCACAUUCCGCUGCUGAGAGAGAAAGGCACUUCUUCCCCUCAUCUUGCUUACAAUGCUCACAGCGGUCUAUGCUGUGCUCGUCCUGAGCACGACAUGUCUAGCAGACUGGACCGGGUUGCCCACCGUACCAUUUACAGCCUCUGGAGGUGGCACAUUCGAUCUCGCGCAGUUGAACAAGAUUGUGGUUGACACUGAAUAUGCCGAUGCCAAGGAUACUGAUGGCUGGACACUGAUUCCACCUUCACUCCGCGCCUUUGCGGAGACAUUCGCGGCUGACAUGGCAGCGAUAUCGCCAUCUGUUCCGGCCAUCUCUGUGGAAUGUGGGAAGCACGCUGCAGCUGGGCAGGUCUUCUUGACUGUGGCCAACAACAGUGACUUCAGAGAUGCGGCUGAUCGAUGGACUUCGGAGGCUUAUGCGAUCAAUGUGACCAGUACGGGCGUGAUCAUCACCGGCGCCAGUCCACUGGGAGUGUGGUGGGGAACGCGAUCGCUGCUGCAGCAAGCCGCUUUGCACGAUGGCCGGAUUGAGGCGGGAUAUGGAAUUGACAGUCCUGGUUGGGGAACCAGAGGGAUUUUCCUCGAUGCUGGCCGACAUUACUAUCCCCCGGAAUUCCUGAUUGAAAUGUGCAGUUGGAUUUCCUUUUACAAACAGAACACGUUUCAUGUUCAUUUGAGCGAUAAUCUCUACAACAAUAUCGAGAUUUACUCCAUGGAGCGACAACAAGAGCUGUAUUCUGCGUUUCGACUCUGGUCUGACGAACCCGCGCUGGCUGGCCUCAAUCGGCGGAGAAAUGAAUCGUACACUCGUCAGGACUUUGAUUAUAUCCAAUCGAGUUGUGCGGCUCGAGGCGUGACGGUGAUUCCUGAAAUUGAAAUGCCGGGACAUGCUCUCGUUUUUACGCAGUGGAAGCCCGAACUUGCGAUUGCGGAACAGUUUGAUUUGUUGAAUAUUACAUAUCCGGAUACCAUACCGCUGAUGGAGACGAUCUGGAAGACAUUCUUGCCGUGGUUUCACAGUAAGGCUGUGCAUAUCGGGGCAGAUGAGUAUGUGGAUAAUACUUUGAGUAAAGACGCCCUCGCCGAAGUGUACAACGACUUUGUCAAUGCCAUGAACAGCUACAUCGCAGCCACAGGCAACAAAACCAUCCGCAUCUGGGGAACCUUUCCCCCCAAAAGCAACUAUACCAACAACAUCUCCACCAACGUCACACUCCAACACUGGGAAUUCUUCGAAGACUACCCCUAUCAAGACUACAUCCAAAACGGGUACAAAGUCAUCAACUCCGACGACCACACGUACCUCGUCCAAAAAUACAGCACCUCCUACCCUCAACAACUCCACAACACCACCCUCCUCUUCCACGGCAACCCGGAAGACGGCACCGCGUUCGCCCCCCACAUCUUCGACCCCAACAACGCCACCAACAACCCUCCGCGAAAUUCCCCCGGUGUGCUCGGACAUGUCGCAGCGCAGUGGAACGAUUACGGACCCAAUACGUCGACGUAUUUGGAAGCGUAUUAUCCUUGGAGAGACUAUCUUCCUGCUUUGGCGGAUAAGCAGUGGGGAGGCAACAUUUUGGAGGAUGAAUAUGAGGAAGUGUGGGAGAAGUUGCAGAAAGUGGCUCCGGGACAGAAUUUGGAUCGCAGAGUGGAUUCGAAGGGGGAUGUGAUUGUGGAAUAUGAUUUUACGAGAAUUUCUCUGGCGGAAGUGGUGGCGGGAUAUGAGAAUGAGAAUGGGAUGAUGAUGGUUAUUCCUGAUCUCUCUGGAAAUGGCUACGAUGCAAAUUCUACUUGCGAUAUCGUUCCUACUACUCCUGAUGAUGAUGAGGGUGGGUCGACGACGGCGAUACACAUUUCGCCCAAUUGCACUUUUUCUACACCUUUGACAUCCAAAGGACAGAAUUACACUUUAUCCUUUACCCUCCAGCAGACUUCCACCACCACUGGAGGGGAGGGAGGAGGAGGAGGAUCAAUUUUCACCGGACCGGAUAGUGAAUUACGUUCUGGAAAUGGCACUUCAACCCAAUUGAUGCUUGUUUCGGCGGGCAAUGCUUUUGCGUUGAAUUAUAGUUUACCCAUUGGGGAAUGGGUGGAAGCCAAGUUGAUGGGGAGGGGGAAUCGGACGUUUUUUGCUGUUGCUGGCAUGGAUGAUGAGAUGGAGUUUCGGACGGUGGUGGGUGUGAAUGGGGAGAGGUUUGCGUGGUCGGAAAUGGCGAUUGUGGCGCCUUUGAAUGUGAUUGGAGGCGGUGGAUGGGAGGGGUUGUUGAAGAGGAUGAAGUUGGUGGAUUAUGCUGUGUAG
Messenger RNA from Sphaerulina musiva SO2202, 2499 nucleotides. Its product is annotated as glycoside hydrolase family 20 protein. Gene Ontology annotation, biological process: carbohydrate metabolic process. The coding region runs from base 253 to 2499 and encodes 748 amino acids. The transcript is spliced from 3 exons. NCBI's taxonomy places the organism in Eukaryota, Fungi, Ascomycota, Dothideomycetes, Mycosphaerellales, Mycosphaerellaceae. Gene Ontology annotation, molecular function: beta-N-acetylhexosaminidase activity. The record is from RefSeq and is a predicted model, not a curated record.